GGCCGCAGAGCCCAGCCGCCCGCGCCCCCAGCUCCGCGCGUGGCCAGGACGCGAGUGCACCCCCGACGGCAGUCCGCCUCCGCGCCCAGCGCACGCCCCGCGCGGCGCCUUUCACCUGCAUUGCCGGUGGGCGCGGACUGGGACCGCGCAGCGCCUGGGGACACCGAGGCAGGGCAGACGCCAGCGCAGCCUGCGGAUCCCGCGCACGCUCCGGGAGCAGGAAGAGCCAGCAUGCCGGCCCCGCGCGGAGCCGCCCUCCUCCUGUUGCACCUGGCCCUGCAGCCCUGGCUGAGGGUCGGUGCCCAGACCAGCCCCCGCGUCUUCGACCUCCUGCAGUUCUCCGGCCAGAGGUUGAACCCAAGCAUUCUGCAGCCAAUCCUGACCCAGCCCACCCUGAAUGAGCUUUAUGUGAUUGCCACCUUCAAGCUGCAGACUAAGAGCACAGCCACCAUCUUUGGCCUUUACUCCUCAACUGACAACAGCAAAUAUUUUGAAUUUACCGUGAUGGGACGCUUAAACAAAGCCAUCUUCCGUUACCUGAAGAAUGAUGGGAAGAUCCAUUUGGUGGUUUUCAACAACCUGCAGCUGGCUGACGGGAAGCGGCACAGGAUCCUCCUGAGACUUAGCAAUUUGCAGCGAGGGGCUGGCUCGGUAGAGUUCUACCUGGACUGCACCCAAGUGGAUUCUGUUCACAAUCUCCCUAGAGCCUUUUUAGACCUCUCCCAGAACUCCGAGUCCAUCGAAUUGAGGACUUUCCAGAGGAAGGCUCAGGACUUCUUGGAGGAGCUGAAGCUCGUGGUAAGAGGCUCGCUGUUCCAGGUGGCCAGCCUGCAAGACUGCUUCCUGCAGCAGAGCGAGCCGCUGGCCGCCACAGGCACAGGGGAUUUUAAUCGGCAGUUCUUGGGUCAGAUGACACAACUCAACCAGCUACUGGGAGAGGUGAAGGAUCUCCUAAGACAGCAGGUCAAGGAAACAUCGUUUUUGCGUAACACCAUAGCCGAAUGCCAGGCUUGCGGUCCUCUCAGUUUUCAGUCUCCAACCCCAAACACAGUGGUGCCUCCAGCACCCCCAGCACCCCCAACACGCCCCCCGCGCAGGUGUGACUCCAGCUCGUGCUUCCGAGGGGUCCGAUGUACUGACACCAGGGAUGGCUUCCAGUGUGGCCCCUGCCCCGAUGGCUACACAGGAAACGGGAUCACCUGCUCUGACGUCGAUGAGUGCAAAUACCAUCCUUGCUACCCAGGCGUGCGCUGCGUGAACUUGGCUCCUGGCUUCCGAUGUGAUGCAUGCCCAGUGGGCUUCACGGGGCCCAUGGUACAGGGUGUUGGGAUCAAUUUUGCCAAGUCGAAUAAGCAGGUCUGCACUGAUAUUGAUGAGUGUCAAAAUGGAGCAUGCGUUCUCAAUUCUAUCUGCAUUAACACUUUGGGAUCUUACCGCUGUGGGCCUUGCAAACCAGGGUACACUGGUGAUCAGACAAGGGGCUGCAAAACUGAAAGGAACUGUCGAAAUCCAGAACUGAACCCCUGCAGCGUCAAUGCACAAUGCAUCGAAGACAGGCAGGGUGAUGUGACCUGCGUGUGUGGAGUUGGCUGGGCCGGUGAUGGCUACGUCUGUGGAAAGGACGUGGACAUCGACAGUUACCCCGACGAAGAACUGCCAUGCUCUGCCAGGAACUGCAAGAAGGACAACUGCAAGUAUGUGCCAAAUUCCGGCCAGGAAGAUGCAGACAGAGACGGCAUUGGAGAUGCUUGUGACGAUGAUGCUGACGGAGACGGGAUCCUGAAUGAGCAGGACAACUGCGUCCUGACUCACAAUGUGGACCAGAGGAACAGUGACAAAGAUAUCUUUGGGGACGCCUGUGAUAACUGUCGGACUGUCUUAAAUAACGACCAGAAGGACACUGAUGGGGAUGGGAAAGGAGACGCCUGUGACGACGACAUGGAUGGAGAUGGAAUAAAAAACAUUUUGGACAACUGCCCAAAAGUUCCCAAUCGUAAUCAACGGGACAAGGAUGGUGAUGGUGUAGGAGAUGCCUGUGACAGUUGUCCCGAUGUCAGCAACCCUAACCAGUCGGAUGUGGACAACGAUUUGGUUGGAGACUCCUGUGAUACCAAUCAGGACAGUGACGGAGAUGGACACCAGGACAGCACCGACAACUGCCCCACCGUCAUUAACAGUUCCCAGCUGGACACGGAUAAGGAUGGAAUUGGGGACGAGUGUGACGAUGAUGAUGACAAUGAUGGCAUCCCAGACGUGGUGCCCCCUGGGCCAGACAACUGCCGGCUGGUCCCCAACCCACUCCAGGAGGACAGCAACAGUGAUGGGGUAGGAGACAUCUGUGAGAGUGACUUUGACCAGGACCAGGUCAUCGAUCGGAUCGACGUCUGCCCAGAGAAUGCAGAGGUCACCCUGACUGAUUUCAGGGCCUACCAGACGGUGGUCCUGGAUCCCGAAGGGGACGCACAGAUUGAUCCCAACUGGGUGGUCCUGAACCAGGGCAUGGAGAUUGUGCAGACCAUGAACAGCGAUCCUGGCCUGGCAGUAGGGUACACAGCGUUUAAUGGAGUCGAUUUCGAAGGGACCUUCCAUGUAAAUACCCAGACAGACGAUGACUACGCAGGCUUUAUCUUUGGCUACCAAGAUAGCUCCAGCUUCUACGUGGUCAUGUGGAAGCAGACAGAGCAGACAUAUUGGCAAGCUACACCCUUCCGAGCUGUUGCAGAACCUGGCAUUCAGCUCAAGGCUGUGAAGUCUAAGACCGGUCCAGGGGAGCAUCUCCGGAACUCCCUGUGGCACACAGGGGACACCAGCGACCAGGUCAGGCUGCUGUGGAAGGACUCCAGGAACGUGGGCUGGAAGGACAAGGUGUCCUACCGCUGGUUCCUGCAGCACAGGCCCCAGGUGGGCUACAUCAGGGUGCGGUUCUAUGAAGGCUCUGAGUUGGUGGCUGACUCUGGAGUCACCAUAGACACUACCAUGCGUGGAGGCCGACUCGGUGUGUUCUGCUUCUCUCAAGAAAACAUCAUCUGGUCCAACCUCAAGUAUCGCUGCAACGACACAAUCCCAGAGGACUUCCAAGAGUUUCAAACCCAGAAUUUCGAUCGCCUGGAUAAGUAACCGGAAGAAGCAAUCUGUAACUGCUUUCCCAACCCCUAAAACCAUGUAUUUUUAAACUUCCUAUAAUUUCCUUCAUAUACACUGUGGCUUUCUUUUACCCACCCAAAUAUAUCAAAACUUUUUAUAUGAAUGUGGCAAUAAAAGAGAAGAGAUCGUUUCUAAA
Tupaia belangeri chinensis (Chinese tree shrew) is the source of this 3280-nucleotide messenger RNA. RefSeq names its product thrombospondin 4 (gene THBS4). The record is from RefSeq and is a predicted model, not a curated record. Gene Ontology annotation, biological process: cell adhesion; response to endoplasmic reticulum stress. The transcript has 22 exons. Gene Ontology annotation, molecular function: calcium ion binding. The coding region runs from base 232 to 3117 and encodes 961 amino acids. Lineage: Eukaryota; Metazoa; Chordata; Mammalia; Scandentia; Tupaiidae. Gene Ontology annotation, cellular component: extracellular region.